AUGGACGUUGUGUCUUCGAGAUGUGUUGCCAACCAAGCAUUCUUAAGCUUUGUUUAUAUAAGCCAAUUUGGACGAAUAACAUUUGUAUGCCAAGGUAUAGAGGUUUCUCGGAGGUGUCCUUCAUUCCUAACGGUGCUCAUCUUGUCGGGUUACAUCGAAACUCAACCUCGGAUGUCUUCCGCUUCAUUGCCGUUGCGAAAUUCGCAAUCCAAUUCGACUUCGAUGCUUAAUGUUAUGAAUGCUUCUGUCACCGAACUGGACUCGCUGUACUAUAUUUGCACUAAUGUGAAAACAAGAUUGGAACGAUUACCACAGCUUCAUCCGUAUUUGAAUUUGGCCUAUGCUUCUGCCGAGGUACUGAGCGAAAGGCAGUCGCUGUUUCUGUCUCAAAAACAGCAGCAGCAGAAGGUUAACGGUCACCAGAGCAUUUCCUCUUCCUUCAGCGGCAGGGACAGUCAUCCGGGUACCAACAAUAUUGCGAGAACAAGCUCCAUCUCGAAUUUUAGCCUCAAGGAGGAUAUGUCGCUCGACAGCAUCACGUACUCAUCCUCGCAAACCAAUAGCACUAGCAACCCUCAUAUGGAAGAUACACUCCUAACCUUUAGUAUGGGGAUACUGCCGAUUUCUAUGGACUGCGAUCCUGUCACUCAGCUUUCGCAACUCUUCCAGCAGGGUUCUCCGCUUUGCAUUAUUUUCAACGCCCUGAAGCCUCAGUUUAAACUACCAGUGGUUUCAUCUGAUGACAUUAAAAUUUGCAAGAAAUCCAUUUACGAUUUUAUACUGGGAUGCAAGCAGCACUUUGCUUUCAAUGACGAAGAGCUUUUCAAGAUAUCAGACGUUUUUUCGAAUUCAACGACCGACCUAAUGAAAGUUCUGGACGUAAUUGUCACUCUGAUGAAUUCGUCGCCCGACAUAUUUUCCACUGCUGAGGAAACUCAGGAGCAGAUCCAAUUGGAAUUGCAACAAGUGCCAUGUUAUUCGGAAUAUUCCAAGAUUAUGAAAGAGUUUGUUGCCACAGAAAGGAAAUACGUACAUGAUCUGGAAAUCUUAGAAAAAUACAGAGAGCAGUUAUUGGAGAGCAACUUAAUCACCUCGGAGGAACUUUACAUGCUGUUCCCCAAUCUAAGUGGUGCCAUAGAUUUCCAAAGGAGAUUUUUAGUAUCUUUGGAGAUUAAUGCCCUCAUUGACGCGCCCAAGCAGCGGAUAGGGGCGCUUUUCAUGCAUUCCAAAUAUUUCUUUAAGCUCUACGAACCUUGGUCCAUUGGCCAAAAUGCAGCAAUAGAUUUUUUGUCCAAUCAACUAGAGAAAAUGCUGCGAACGGACUUCGUAAUUCGCAAUAAGAUGGAACUGCAAUCAUUCCUUUACAAACCCGUGCAACGUCUCUGCAGAUAUCCCCUUCUGUUAAAGGAGCUUCUGCAGGCCUCACAGGAUGCAGGAAGUUCCAAGGAGCUUGAGGUAGCUCUGGAAAUCUCGAAAGGUAUCGCCAGGAGCAUCAAUGAAAACCAAAGAAGAACUGAGAAUCAUGAAGUGGUAAAGAAGCUAUAUGAUCGUGUUGUGAAUUGGAAAGGCUAUCGCAUUGCCAAGUUCGGUGAGCUGCUUUACUUUGACAAAGUCUUUAUCUCGACAAAUGGCACAUCAGAACCCGAACGAGAAUUUGAAGUCUAUCUCUUCGAGAAAAUUAUAAUUCUCUUCUCCGAAGUGGUUCAAAAAAAAUCUGCUUCGUUGUCUUUAAAGAAAAAACCAACUAAUUCCGGUUCUUCUCUGACACUGAGUCUGGGAGGUUCACACGGCGGUUUCAAUGCACCUCCAAGUGGGGUGAGCGAACCAAAACUAGAUUUAAGAGGACGCAUUAUGAUAGUGAACCUGAAUCAAAUCAUUCCGCUAGAAAAUCAUUCUUUGACAAUUACAUGGGAAUCCGUGAAGGAACAAGGGAAUUUUGUACUUAAAUUCAAAAACGAAGAGACGCGAGAAAAUUGGAGCUCUUGUUUGCAAUCUUUGGUACGAAACGCCAGAAGUGAAUCAUUUAGAAGCGUUGGUAGCGGUGAUCAGUCAUCGUUUGCUUCCCCGGUACAAUUUAGGAAUGCGCAUAACAGCAUAACAUCUUUGAAUAGCUCUCAGGGGAAACAUAUUUCUGAAAUGUUACCCAAGCGCAAUACCUCCUACGCUAACGAUAAUGAAUACCGCUCCAUAUCAGAGAACUACAAGAACUCGAUACCAAAAUCUUCGCUACUGAUCCGCAUUUCCUACAACUCCGAUUUUUAUACUGUUCUCGCAGAACUUGAUUCUAGCGUUGAAGAUGUCCUUCAUAUCAUACAGCGAAAACUAAGCCAUUCAGGUAUUGUGAGUAAGGUUAAAUAUCAGGAUGAGGACGGAGAUUUCGUGAUGCUAGCGUCUGAAGACGAUUGGAACGUCGCCAAGGAUAUGCUCAAGGAGAGUGAAGAUCGUAUCCUCAAUGUCUGGGCUUAUAGUUAA
Messenger RNA from Torulaspora globosa, 2472 nucleotides. RefSeq names its product Rho family guanine nucleotide exchange factor CDC24 (gene CDC24). The transcript has a single exon. NCBI's taxonomy places the organism in Eukaryota, Fungi, Ascomycota, Saccharomycetes, Saccharomycetales, Saccharomycetaceae. The record is from RefSeq and is a predicted model, not a curated record. Gene Ontology annotation, cellular component: division septum; cytoplasm; nucleus. Gene Ontology annotation, biological process: septin ring organization; establishment of cell polarity; intracellular signal transduction. Bases 1 to 2472 code for a protein of 823 amino acids. Gene Ontology annotation, molecular function: guanyl-nucleotide exchange factor activity; protein binding.